Messenger RNA from Colletotrichum costaricense, 96 nucleotides. RefSeq lists its product as uncharacterized. The transcript has a single exon. The coding region runs from base 1 to 96 and encodes 31 amino acids. Lineage: Eukaryota; Fungi; Ascomycota; Sordariomycetes; Glomerellales; Glomerellaceae. The record is from RefSeq and is a predicted model, not a curated record.
AUGAACAAGGCUGUGCAAGUCCACAACUGUCCCCGUGCACGCAAGUACCAGAUGCCGAGUUGCCGUGUCUCGAUGGCUCACCCGAUCGCUAAAUGA